Molecule: messenger RNA, 2904 nt
Organism: Aspergillus nidulans FGSC A4
Lineage: Eukaryota; Fungi; Ascomycota; Eurotiomycetes; Eurotiales; Aspergillaceae
Product: telomere length regulation TEL2 family protein
Exons: 6
Coding region: 1-2904 (967 amino acids)
Source: RefSeq, a predicted model, not a curated record
AUGGACAAGCUUAUUACGGAGAUAGAAACAAUACACCAUGGUCAGACUCCAGCUCUCACGGUUCGAGAGGAGAAGACCAAGGAUUUCGUCUCAGAAACAAAAGACGCUACGCCAACUGCCGAGUCCAGUUCAGACUCGAGGUCACCAGCUCAGAUUCUAUCAACACUGAAAUCAACCCCCCGUCGUGAGGAACUUUCCGCUGCCAUAUUUGCUCUAGAUCCCUUCAAUAAGAGAUCUUCAGCAAGCAGUAUCGAUAUUAGAGUCCCAAGCCCUGUGUCAGCCCAGCUGCUCAAUGCUCUAGUCACCAUUACAAUCCCCGAUCAUUGGGGCUCUAUCAACGCAAUCAAUAGAACAGGAACAGGCGAUACCAAGCUUCGAGGUGCUCUCCUGAGGUGUCUCAGCAGUGUUUCAGGAAUCAAUUGUUUGGUGACACAGCUCCGUUCCCUCAUAGCCCAGUCGCGGGCAUCCUCCAGACAGGCAGACGCAUCAGGAAGCGGACGCCGAAUCAGGCACAUUCUGGAAGUUGUUUCCGCUCUGCUGGAACCCAUAGAUCUAGUGUGGCGCCUUUACAAUGAUAUUGAUGCAGUCUACGGGAAUGCUACCCAGAAGCAAGUGGCGUGGAAAGAACUUGUCUCUCAACUGGCAACUGGCAGGUUACUCUCAAUUUCAGCAGAAGCUACUUCACUAGCUGGGGAGUCAGAUCUUCCGAACAAAAUUUCUUGGCUUGGAACCGGGGCCCAGUAUGCCUCGUGGUUAGGAGCCAACAUUUCCCAUAUGGCCUCCAAGCUUAGCGUUGGCAACGAGGAACAAUGGAAGGCAGUCGCCUCACUCACAGGAAGGGCACUGAGUCUUGGGUAUACUGGGCCUUUGGUGAGAGAAAUAUAUCAUAAUCUUCUAGUCGAGCAAACACACUUGGAAAAGUACACCGCACUAUUUGACCAUCUUCGGUGGACAGAGCAAUUAACCGUGUUGGACACCAUAUUCCGUGAUAUCGAGAAAAGAUGCUUUUCUACAGAGAGUUUUAGUGGGAAUGAGAAGGACCUGAGUGAACCUAUAGAUGACGUCGCCGCUUUAUGUUCAGCCUUGAUAUCAAAACGAGCUAGUCUGGAAAGCCAACUAGUAGAUUGGCUUUCAGAUGGCCAAGGGGGCUCCAUUCAGACAGUGUCAUUAAGAAGGGCUAUCAUUGUCAAUUUGGCACACCAGAAAGCAAACACUCAAGCCAUUCUUCUUGCCGCAGGCUAUCUACAUCGCCUUAACCGAGAUGAAGUGAAGAGCAUUGGACAUACAAGUGUCUUCCUCAACGCUGUAUCCAACCGCUUAGCAGCGACCUCCACACGGGCCCGCUUCCUCGGAAUGAUCAUUGGCACUGCGAUCUCGCAGCUUAUUGAGGAACCCGGUAAAGCAAUCAAAUUUGAUCUCGAAGAGAUGGAGGGCGAUGAGGCUACAUGGUACUUGAGUCUUGUUAAUUCUAGCGACAAAAUUGGGUCUCUGGACUCCAUUAGAUUGCCAAAAAUCAGGGCCGAAGCGCGCACAAGCACUACACGUCCUCUUGGGAAGUCUAACCAACGUACAACAAAAAUUGUGGCAGUUGAAGAGAUAGACAAUUCGGAUGAGGAGGGUGAAGACGAGGAUGCUGAUUUGAUACCUUAUGAAAAACCUGACGAAGAUCCGGCUGAUGAGGACGACGACCCAACGCUUCUGCAGCGGAAUAAACCGGCUGCGCCAGUGUACAUCCGCGACCUUAUAAUAUACCUUCGGGACACAGAGAACCUAGACCGUUACGAACUUGCCCUCGCAACAGCCCCAGAACUAAUCAGACGUAAGGCCGGCUUUGGUACAGAGCUCGCCGAACACACAGAAGAAUUGGGUCUCGUGCUCGUCGGCCUACAAGAGCAAAGCAAGUUCGCGAGGUUUCAUGAACUCCGUCUUCAGAGCAUGAUUGCUCUUAUAGUGUCGCGGCCUCUCAAGAUGGCCCGCUGGUUUGCCGCCGUAUUCUUUGACGCCGACCUAUCCCAAGCGCAGCGGUCAGCGGUCCUUAUUGCCCUAGGCCUCAGCGCCAGAGAGGUGGCUGGAGUCGGGGCGGAUGACGCGAAAGCAAUGGGACUCCCGGCCCUAUCAGAUACCUCCUUCCCUUCGAAGCGACUUCCGGCUAAUCUCGAAGCGUUCUACGCCAGCCCCGAGUCUCCCAUAGCGAGCAUAACAAGGGGCAUUGAGCGAGCAUCACUUCAGCCAAUCGCGACAGAGGCAGCAGACUCCGUUUCUGGUCCAAAAGCGCUCAAAGUACGCAAGUUCUCCUCCCGUAUGGAAGUCGAGAAAAGGCGCCAGCAGCGCGAGGCGCACCGUCAGAAGUCCACAGUGAAAGACCUAUAUAAGGUUCUCUCAGAGGGCUUCUUCUAUCCAUUGACCGGGCGUUUUGAGAUCAUGAUGAUGCAGUUCACUUCCUCAACAGCCCCCUCCCACAACCCUUUCUUCGUCCCGCAUCUACUUACCCUCUUCAUCCAAACCCUCACCAUCAUUAUCUCAACAAGCGGUCCACAUACCCCCUUCCUGCCCACGCUAACUCAUCAAACUCUGACAUUCCUCCUCUCUCUGCACGCGCGCCCUCUAUCCUCAGAGCCAACGAUCCUUUCAGCACUCCUCUCACUCUUCCUCGCGGCGAUUGAUCUGAAUCUUGAAUUUGGAACGUCCGGGGAAGAGAGACUCGUAAAUGAAUAUGCAGUGCAGGUAAUGGAACUUAGAGAGUGGGUGGGGGAGGUCUUUGACCAGACGCCAGCGGUGGAGGAUGAGAAUGAUCCGCGGGAGCGGGUGAGGACAUUGGCGGCAGGGGUUAUGAUCAAGCUGGGGGAGGUUAUGGAGAGGUAUCAGGGGAGGUUGAUGGGUGUUAAUUCGGGGUUUAAGUACUAG